UCAAAGAACUUACGAGUGGGAGCGCACAGAGGCGCAGGGUCUGAUCUGCUUCUCUCGAGUCAAACAGCAAACUCACUUUCCUCCGAUCCGUCAACAAUGGCCUCCGCGGCGAUCUCGUCGUCCGACCCCUCGGGCCUCCUCGCAUCGUCUCCUUCGCUUCACCGGCAAGUUAAAGAGAUCUCCAGCUUGAAUCUCUCCGGCCAGCCUCUUCCGUCUCGUCGGAAUCGGAGGCUGUCGACCGCCGCCCGUCGUGAGAUGCCCUCGACGAGAUCCGCCAAGCUCGUGACCAGGGCCUUCUUCUGGAACAAGCCCAAGCCCUCCCCUGAAGCUCCGAAACCCACAAAAGUGCAAGAGCUGUGCGUGUACGAGAUGAACGAGCGGGACCGAGGCAGCCCCGCCUACCUGCGCCUGAGCCAGAAGGCUGUCAACUCCCUCGGCGACCUCGUCCCCUUCACCAACAAGCUCUACUCCGGUGACCUCCAGCGCCGCCUCGGCGUCACCUCCGGUCUCUGCGUCCUCAUCCAGCACUUCCCUGACAAGGGCGGCGACCGCUACGAGGCCAUCUACAGCUUCUACUUCGGCGACUACGGCCACAUCUCCGUCCAGGGACCUUACCUCACCUACCAGGACACCUUCCUCGCCGUCACCGGCGGCUCCGGCAUCUUCGAGGGCGUCUCCGGCACCGUCAAGCUGCAGCAGAUCGUCUUUCCCUUCAAGCUCUUCUACACUUUCUACUUGAAGGGGAUCCCCAAUUUGCCCACCGAGCUCACGGGGAAGCCGGUGCCGCCUUCACCGGGGGUGGAGCCCUCGCCGGCCGCCAAGGCCUGCGAGCCACAUGCCACCGCCCCUAAUUUUACCAAUUAGUUGGAGUUCUUGUUCUUGUUCAAUGUGGAAUUAGUAGGGUUUUGUUACCCUUUUGUCUUAGUUGGGAAAUUAAAUAGAGAUGGAGGAGUAAGAUAUUUUCCUUUUUGUCAAAUGUAU
This is a messenger RNA of Rhodamnia argentea, 981 nucleotides long. Its product is annotated as allene oxide cyclase, chloroplastic. The coding region runs from base 97 to 864 and encodes 255 amino acids. The transcript is spliced from 2 exons. Gene Ontology annotation, biological process: jasmonic acid biosynthetic process. Lineage: Eukaryota; Viridiplantae; Streptophyta; Magnoliopsida; Myrtales; Myrtaceae. Gene Ontology annotation, molecular function: allene-oxide cyclase activity. The record is from RefSeq and is a predicted model, not a curated record.